AUGCCAUACUUAUUCAUUCGUUUUCGGUUUUUACAGUUGGAAAACGUCCAGUGCUGUUUGGAUUUCCUACACGCUCAAAAAGUCCAAGGAUUAGAACAAGUAACAGCUGUUGACAUACGGGAUGCGAAGCUAAAAGCAGUGUUAGCAUUAUUUUUUGCGCUCAGCAGACAUAAACAAGCAGCUAAACAGAAAACAGUGCCAUCUAGCGGCAAUGUUGCAAACACUGGAAAAAACUCAAGCGAAGAUGUUUCACUGAGUGCAGUACAACGCAUCACAGGUGGCAGCAGCUGUGAUGAAAUAUUAACAGCGUGUUCGAGUAACGUCGAGAUGACGACGUUAACAGCUAAUAGGCAAGUGUCGGUGCUGCAGACAUCGAUCCCUUUACCAGCGUCUGCAGCAGCCGUACGACGUGCCCCACCCGACAAGAGACCGCUGCCAGCUACACCUCAUGCAGGUGGCAAAAGUGGCUUGUCGGCUAGUUCCAGUCGCUCAACUAGUCCGUUGGGACAGGGAGUUGUCAGCUUUAUUCCGCGAGCGCCUGCUUCAUCGUCCGGGUCACGGCCUAACUCUUCGUUACUGGCACCUGGUAGUAAAAUCCCAUCCACCUUAACGCAGCAACACCCUCAAACUCCAUCCAGCCAAAAUGGAACACCUACAAAGCAUUCCAUGCUCGACAAGUUAAAACUAUUUAACAAGGAUAAAUUGAGUAAUGAAAAGCAAAACAGCAAGAGUACGGCAGUAUCAAAACGUACAAGUUCCUCCAGUGGUUUUUCCUCGGCCAAAAGCGAGAGAUCUGACUCAAGUUUAAGCCUAAAUGAGUCUUCGAACACACCAAAUGCACAUAUCAAAUCUUCUAAUUUAGUAGGACCCAAAUCUAUAAGACAACAAAGCGAUACAUUAUCAAGAGACAAGUCCGGUAAAAAUGUAAAACCUAAAUUAGUUAGUUCCAAAUCUCCCAGAGAAUCUUCUACAAACUUAAACAAAAACAGUAGCAGAACAAAUAGUGAAAAGUCAAGAAAUAGCCCCAAGCUACCAUCUCGAGAUAAAGAGUCUAAGCUGGCGGCACCUAAAUCUAUAAGUAAUACAAAAUUAAAUCAAAUAGAUGACCAUUCCAGAAACCCUAAUUCAUCAAAAAUGGUCAAAUUGUCAGGUAGUCAAAUGAAGCUCAGUGAAAAACGGUCUGAUGGUACCACGGACGUUAAAAAUCAAGAUAACGUAUCACCUUCAUCAAAAGGCUAUGCAACCCAACAACAAGCAGCCUCUGGUCAGAAUUUCGGCACUCCCAAUCAUACUGGAAUUCCUAAACCGACAGCUGCUGUUAAAGGAACGUUUAAAAUAGCGAAAGAUGAUAGACAUAUUAAUAAUAAAAGUACAAAUAGUCAAUUAAGUCCUAUACAAAGCAAUUCUAGUUUAAAUUCUACGAAUAACAUAAGUGCACUUCCAUUCAGUAGAGAGCAGUCUAAUUUAAGUAAAGAUAUAUCACAGAAACAAACUUUAGCCGUAUCGCCAAUGCCUGUUGUAAAUUCAGGAAGUCAUAAUCAUACGUCUCAAAUGUCUGAGAGUUCACAUUCUAAUUCCACUCACAGCACAACAGGACAGCAUUCUAACUCAAGUGAUAGUAGCGUUAUAUACCGUCCUUCCAGUGAAUCUGGCUCUGAAAUUUCGAAAGCUGCUACUAGUGCCGUAACUCAUAAUAAAAGAUUAGAUAUGAAUACUACAUACAUUAAUGAAGUUAUAAAUGAAGCAGAAAUCUCUGAAAAAGAAGCUGCUCAGAGAAGAACUAUUGAAAGGUCACCAAAACCGGCAUUUGAUCAUAACCGGACCUUGACUGAGUUGAAUAAAUCGAGUGACAGCCGAUCGAGCACUCCGUCACAUGGCCGCGACAACUCUUUAGGUGAUGAUGAAAACCCGUUAAUGAAUGUAAUGCCCAUGAGGCCGCUGCUACGAGGUUACAAUAGCCACUUGACACUGCCCAUGAGAACUUCAGGGUUGACGCAAAAGAACAUUCCCGGUUAUCCUCAUCAUGCAAACACAGUCAAAGCUAACUUUGGCAGGGAAAACAUGGGAUUGCGUGAUCGAAUAAAUUACGGCCCUGGAUUUUCAAACCCCGAUUAUUGCGAUCUUGAAAUUGCCUCGGGUUAUAUGUCCGACGGUGAUUGUUUGCGGCGUAUUAAUCUUGGUGAAAUGGAGUGUGGACGUAACAAUGAUAUGAUGGAUGGGUACAUGUCAGAGGGUGGCGCUUCGUUGUACGGCAGACGGAUGAAUUAUCAACAACCUUCGCAGCUACAACAACUGGACGAAAGACGCGGCGUUCGUAGAGGGAUGGAGGGCGGUAGUGGCGUGGUGUACCGCGUCGUGGGCCGGACUCGUAGCAAAGCUGACUGUGGUCAACAGACAGAUCGUCAGCCACCACGUCAAGAUACCACGUGGAAGAAGUAUACAGACUCACCUGGUGUUGGAGCACCGCCUUUGAAUCAACCAGUGCCAGGACCGCCGAGUCCUUCGCAUGGACGUAAGGGAGAACGACGUACUGGACAUCACUCACCGCAACACCAUAAGCGGGAGAAGCUGACCGCAGCGCAGCAGCUCGGUAUCGCACCACAUCCUCAGUAUGCUGCAUCUAAUUCAUCGGGCCAACACCCUUCAAGAAGUGGAGGAUCACAGUUACAAUCACCCGGCGGUGGAUCUUCUCGGCCGUCGAGCGUAUCAAGUGGAGGCAAUGGUAGCAGCUGUUCAUCAGGAAAGGCAAAAGUGCCACAAAGCUUUGGUUAUGUAAAACGUCAAAACGGCGUGCAGCAGCCUUCACCGCAAUCUAAUGGACCCCCACAACACGGUGGAAGGACGGCUCAAGUUUCUGCAGUGCCAAGAACUAAAGUUAAAGUCUCGGGAGGAACACAAACGUGUACACAGGAUCUUCAGAUUCACAAAAAUGGGAUUGGGCCUAAAUCAUACUCAUUGGGUGGUACAGCUGCUGCACAGCUGUCAGCUUCAGUUCGAGAAAGACUACUUGGAUCUCAAUCACUACCAAAACCUGGAACACAUGAGUUUGCAGCACUGUUUCAUCAUCACAGGAUUGCACCUAGGGGUGGUAUUAAAAUCAGUGAUGGUAGUCUUUCUGAUACACAAACAUAUUCUGAAGUGAAGUCUGACUAUGGUAUACCAUACGCACCUUGGCUGAGACACAGCAAUACAUAUUCGGCGAGCGGACGCCUGUCCGAGGGCGAGUCGAUGGAAUCGCUUACGUCGUUGCACUCGGCGCAGGCGCACAACCACACUUCCCCUAACUCACACCACCGCAGCUCACUUACACACAAUAAGCUCAUCAUGCACCGGGACGCACAGGGCUCCAGGUUAAACAGGAGCAACAGUAUUAGGUCAACCAAGUCGGAGAAGUUGUAUCCGUCAAUGUUGCAGCGGUCUUCAGAAAGCGACUAUGAGCCGUACUAUUGUUUACCUGUUCAGUACGGACCCCCUGGGCAAGGUCUAAACUAUGGUGUAUCGGAGCCACCAUCACCGUCUCCACGAUCAGCUCUGAGCCCAACACACCAGCCUGGCAACGUUAUGCAUACGCCGAGACAUUCACACCACUAUCCGAAGAAAAAUGAUGACGUUCACGGGUCAACAGCUUCGUUGGUGUCGACCGCAUCGUCCCUCGCAGCCGGCGCUGGCUCUGAAGAGAGGCAGGCGCAUGAGGUACACGAUAUUGGUGUGCGGAAAUUGAGAAGAGAGCUGGCGGAUGCUAAGGAUAAAGUGCACACACUAACUACGCAACUGACAACUAAUAUGCCGAUUGAGUCUAAAAUUACUUGGUCAGCAAAGAUUGUAAUUUGUAGAUCUCUUGUAACUUGUGCUGACAUGACGGCUUAUGCUGAAUAG
Messenger RNA from Arctia plantaginis, 3876 nucleotides. The record is from the annotation of a GenBank genome assembly. Lineage: Eukaryota; Metazoa; Arthropoda; Insecta; Lepidoptera; Erebidae.